Molecule: messenger RNA, 812 nt
Organism: Cherax quadricarinatus
Lineage: Eukaryota; Metazoa; Arthropoda; Malacostraca; Decapoda; Parastacidae
Source: RefSeq, a predicted model, not a curated record
GGACACUCAGUGUGCCGGUGCGGUGCAGAGGUGCCGUUACCAGGAUUAAAGGACAGUGCAGUGUGCGACACAUGAAACCAGUGCAUAUUUGAGAGUAAUAUAAACGUGACAUUAUAAAAAAAAGUGUAAUGACGGCCCGCAGCGAGCAGCGGCCCCAGCUGCUCUACUCUGCCACGUACGAGUCUACACAGGGUAGUAGACCUGAGAAGGAGGGGUCAACUCCAGGUGAAGGUGCCGCCGUGACUCCCUCACCUACCACCAUCAACCCAGUGGGCGAGGAGGGUGAGGGUGGGGAGCAUGGACCUGGUAGUGGUGAUGAAGCAAGUGGAGGGGGAGUGUGUAGAGAGUGCCCCAUUAUCGUCACCACAAGUGCCAUAAAUACAGGUGCCGCCACAAGCUCCGCGCCCCUCCCACCACAGCACCACUUUGAGCAGCACCACAAACAUGCUCACAUUAAGGACUACACGACUGAGGAUCUUGAGGAUGCCAGUUUUGUUCUGUCUGCCUUGGUGGCAGCAGUGGAAGAAGGAAACCUGCCAGGCCUGGAGAAACUCUUCAUUUUGCACAAAACAUUGACGUCAACAUGGCGAACAAGCAUGGAGAAAGUGCUAUCCACCUCUCAUGUGGUUUGGGACAGUUAGAGGCAUUGAGAUUCCUAGUGAAGAAAGGUGGUAGUCUUGAUGCUACUGAUGCCCAAGGAGAUACACCACUACACUGGGCUGCUCGCCAAGGACAUGCUCAUGUCAUUGCAUACCUCAUCGAACAAGGAGCACAAAUUAAUACCCAAAAUAAGGUUUGUUCUUCAGAGUAUU